This is a messenger RNA of Nannospalax galili (Upper Galilee mountains blind mole rat), 852 nucleotides long. RefSeq names its product complement C8 gamma chain (gene C8g). Lineage: Eukaryota; Metazoa; Chordata; Mammalia; Rodentia; Spalacidae. Bases 87 to 701 code for a protein of 204 amino acids. The transcript has 7 exons. Gene Ontology annotation, cellular component: membrane attack complex. Gene Ontology annotation, biological process: complement activation. The record is from RefSeq and is a predicted model, not a curated record.
GUGGCACUGGACAGUGGACUCUGACCUGGGACAGUGCAGCUCUCAGCCUCACUGUCCUGUCACGAACUGUCCCUGACACCCCGGCCAUGCUGUCUCCCGGGGCUGUGUUCUUCUUCACCCUGCUCCUGGCAGCGGGUUCGCUGGGCCAGAGGGCUCGAAAGCCCCCAAGGCCUCCAUCCCCCAUCAGCACAAUCCAGGCCCAGGCCAGUUUCAGUGCUCAGCAGUUUGCAGGGACAUGGUUCCUUGUGGCUGUGGGCUCUGCCUGCCACUUCCUGCAGGAACAUGGCUACCAGGCUGAGGCCACUGCAUUGCACACAGCUCCCCAGGGUGCAGCCAUGGCUGUCAGCACCUUCCGCAAGCUAGAUGGGAUCUGCUGGCAGGUGCGCCAGCUCUUUGGAGACACAGGGGUCCCUGGCCGCUUCUUACUGCAAGCCCAAGGGACUAGUGGGCCCGUUCAAGUGGUUGUUGCUGAGACUGACUACCAGAAUUUCGCCAUCCUGUAUCUGGAGCGGGCACGGAAGCUGUCUGUGAAGCUAUAUGCUCGCUCACUGCCUGUGAGUAAUUCUGCCCUGAGUGUGUUUGAGCAGCGAGUCAGGGGGGCCAACCUGACAGAGGACCAAGUCUUCUUCUUCCCCAAGUAUGGUUUCUGCAAGACUGCGGACCAGUUUCACAUCCUGGAUGAGGUACGGAGACGAGGCUAGCGUGUAGGAGAAGCUGUCGACAGUGGACUACCCUCCUCAGAGAAUUCCGAGCAUCCUGAGUAUGCCGCCCGAGUCUCUCCUGUCUGCCCCCGGAAGUACCCCAUCACACAGCUUUGUUGUCUUGGGGCUCCUCAGUAAACAUCAGACUUGU